Microtus oregoni (creeping vole) is the source of this 8763-nucleotide messenger RNA. RefSeq names its product sorbin and SH3 domain containing 1 (gene Sorbs1). Gene Ontology annotation, biological process: cell-substrate adhesion. The transcript has 35 exons. Gene Ontology annotation, molecular function: protein binding. NCBI's taxonomy places the organism in Eukaryota, Metazoa, Chordata, Mammalia, Rodentia, Cricetidae. Gene Ontology annotation, cellular component: cytoplasm; cell-substrate junction; nucleus. The coding region runs from base 280 to 5793 and encodes 1837 amino acids. The record is from RefSeq and is a predicted model, not a curated record.
AUGAGGGGCUGGCCGCCGCCGCCCAUUGGCCGGCCGCGGAGUGUCGGUGAAGUCAGCUCGGAGUAGCAGAAAAACAGAGCGGGGCUGACUGCAGCGUGGAGCGCGAGCCGGGCAGGACGCGCGCAGCCCUCGCCGGAGACCCGCGAGGAAUUGAUAUCCACUGGAAGAACCUGCAACCCUCUCUCUGCCCAGAGCUCCAGGACCAAUGUGUCUUCCCACCGCCUUAAACCACUGAGCCAUCCGAAGCCGCAGCUUUAGAAGACUUGGCCCACUACCAGCAUGAGUUCUGAAUAUGAUGCCGGAAGCUCUAAAGCUGUUGUGAAUGGCUUGGCGCCCGGCCGCCAUGGGCAAGACAAAGCAACUGCCGACCCUUUACGUGUUCGCUCUAUUUCUGCUGUUAAAAUAAUUCCCGUGAAGACAGUGAAAAGCCCUUCAGGCCUGGUACUCCCUCCAGACAUGGACCCUACAAAAAUCUGCACUGGAAAAGGAACAGUGACUCUUCGGGCCUCGCCUUCCUACAGGGAAACCCCAAGCAGCAGCCCUGUGAGCCCUCAGGACUCUCCGAAGCAUGAGAGCAAGUCAGGCCUGGAGCCAGAGGACCCUCCAGCAGAGGAGUGGAGACUUUCAUCCAGUGCCGAUGCCAAUGGCAACGCCCAGCCCUCCCCACUUGCUGCCAAGGGCUAUAGAAGCGUGCAUCCCAGCCUUUCUUCUGACAAGCCCCAGGAUGCCACCUCCUCCAGCCAAGCCUCGUCUGAGGUAAUAGUUGUCCCUCUCUACCUGGUUAAUACUGACAGAGGGCAAGAAGGCACUGCCACUACUCCGGCAUCUCUGGGGCCACUUGGCUGCGUCCACACCAUCCCGGCGACCACCCCUGCUGCCUCACCUUUGACCUUCCCCACACUAGAUGAUUUCAUUCCCCCUCAUCUGCAGAGGCGGCCCCACCACAGCCAGCCAGCCAGUGCUUGUGGCUCCCUCCCCCCUGCUAGCCAGAGGCCACCACCCUCACCACCACCUCCGCUGGUCCCUCCCAUACCGGAGGACCUCCACAGAGGCUUGGAGCCUGACCUCCCGGGAGCUGUCUCAAGUACCGGCAGUCCUUUAUUAAAUGAAGUUUCUUCUUCCCAUAUUGAAACUGAUUCCCAAGCCUUCCUUCCAACAAGCAAACCGUCAUCUGCCUACCCCUCCACCACAAUCGUCAACCCCACCAUAGUGCUCUUGCAGCACAAUCGAGAACAGCAAAAACGACUCAGUAGUCUUUCAGAUUCUGCCUCAGAGAGAAGAGUGGGAGAGCAGGACUCAGUGCCAACCCCAGCAGAACUCACCUCGCCCAGCAGGGCCCCGGAAAGGAGAGCAAAAGAUGACAGCAGCAGGCGGGUGGUGAAGAGCGCACAGGACCUAAGCAAUGUGUCUAUGGAUGAAGUGGGCAUCCCACUCCGGAAUACUGAGAGAUCGAAAGACUGGUACAAAACCAUGUUUAAACAGAUCCACAAGCUGAACAGAGACACUCCUGAAGAAAACCCUUAUUUCCCUACCUACAAAUUCCCUGAACUUCCUGAAAUCCUGCAAAAUUCUGAAGAGGACAACCCUUACACUCCUACCUACCGGUUUCCUGCAUCUACUCCUAGUCCUAAAUCUGAAGAUGAUGAUUCUGAUCUGCACUCUCCUCGAUAUUCCUUCUCUGAAGACACAAAGUCUCCCCUUUCUGUGCCUCGCUCAAAAAGUGAGAUGAACUACAUUGACGGGGAGAAAGUAGUGAAGAGGUCGGCCACACUACCCCUCCCAGCCCGCUCAUCUUCACUGAAGUCCAGCCCAGAGAGAAACGACUGGGAGCCCCCAGAUAAGAAAGUGGAUACAAGAAAAUACCGAGCAGAGCCCAAAAGCAUUUACGAAUAUCAGCCUGGCAAGUCUUCUGUUCUGACCAAUGAGAAGAUGAGUCGGGAUAUAAGCCCAGAAGAGAUAGAUUUAAAGAAUGAACCUUGGUAUAAAUUCUUUUCGGAAUUGGAGUUUGGGAAACCGCCUCCCAAAAAGAUAUGGGACUAUACUCCUGGAGACUGCUCUAUCCUUCCUAGAGAGGAUAGAAAGACUAAUCUAGAAAAAGAUCUCAACUUCUGCCAAGCAGAGUUAGAGGCAGAUUUAGACAAAGUGGAGACGGUUAAUAAGUCACCCAGUGCAAACUCGCCACAGAGCUCAGCAGUCAGCCCGACUCCAGACGUUACCUCAGAGCCUCCUGGAUAUAUAUAUUCUUCCAACUUCCAUGCAGUGAAGAGAGAAUCAGAUGGGACCCCCGGGGUUCUUGCUAGCUUGGAGAACGAGAGGCAGAUUUAUAAAAGUGUCUUGGAAGGUGGCGACAUCCCUCUUCAGGGCCUGAGUGGGCUCAAACGACCCUCCAGCUCAGCUUCCACUAAAGUGGAUCGUAAAGGCGGGAAUGCUCACAUGAUUUCUUCAUCAUCAGUCCAUAGCCGAACGUUUCACACUAGCAAUGCCUUAGGCCCUGGGUGUAAGCCCAAGAAACCCCUGUCGGCUGCGAAAGCCUGCAUUUCGGAGAUCCUUCCUUCUAAAUUCAAACCCAGGCUCUCUGCUCCCAGCGCUCUCUUGCAGGAACAGAAGAGUGUCCUGUUGCCCUCAGAGAAGGCUCAGAGCUGUGAGAACCUUUGUGUUUCUUUGAAUGAUCCCAAAAGAGGCCUCCCACUCCGAGUUGGGGGGAGCAUCGAGAACCUGCUGAUGCGCUCGCGGCGGGAUUACGACAGCAGGUCCAGUAGCACCAUGAGCCUCCAGGAGUACGGCACCAGCGCCAGGAGGCCCUGCCCUCUUUCCAGAAAGGCCGGACUGCACUUCUCCAUGUUCUACCGGGACAUGCACCAGAUCAAUCGAGCUGGCCUCUCCUUAGGCUCCAUCUCCUCCUCAAGUGUGCGGGAUCUCGCCUCCCACUUUGAAAGGAGCAGCCUGGCAUUAGCCAGGGGUGAGCUGGGUGCUAGCCAGGAAGGCUCAGAGCAUAUCCCCAAGCACACUGUGUCUUCCCGUAUCACAGCCUUUGAGCAACUCAUUCAGCGGUCCCGGUCCAUGCCAUCCCUGGACUUCUCUGGCAGGCUCAGCAAGUCCCCCACACCCGUGCUGUCUAGAAGCGGCCUGACUUCAGCUCGUUCAGCCGAGUCCCUCCUCGAGUCUACCAAGCUCCGUCCAAGAGAGAUGGAUGGGAUGAACUCUGGAGGGGUCUAUGCAUCCCCCACGUGUAGCAAUAUGGCGGACCAUGCCUUGAGCUUCAGGAGCCUUGAGCCUUCUGAGCCCCUUUCUAUCUGUUCAGAUGAGCUAGACCACUGUUCCAAUGUUUCUAAUGACAGCAGGGAGGGCAGCGGGGGCAGUGUCCAUGGAGACUUCCCCAAGCAUCGCCUCAACAAGUGCAAGGGCACCUGCCCGGCCUCGUACACCCGCUUCACCACGAUCCGGAAGCACGAGCAGCAGCAGUCCUCCAGGCAGCCAGACUGGCGCUCCGAUUCCAGGGGCGACAGGAACAGUCUCCUCAGAAACAUCUACCUGAUGAGCCCCCUCCCUUUUCGGUUGAAAAAGCCCCUGCAACACCACCCCAGACAGCCUCCCCCCAAUGACUCCUCAGGCCCCCCUGCCAGCCAGAAGGCAGAUGUCCCCAGUCAGGGCCCUCAAGACCAGCCCCACUCUGAGGGGAAACCCAUGGUCCCCACCCGCCUAUCUUCCCGACACACCAUGGCAAGGCUUAGCCACAACUCAGAGCCCUCUCUGGACAGAUCUGCAGGCCUGGAGGAUUGCACAGGGGCCGUUAAUAACGGGAACCCCGUGCCCUACUCAGACCAUGGCAUGGACAGGAACAACAAUCCACAAAGGGAACUGGCAGCGGCCCAUGGAGAUUCAGAGUCACCAAGACAUUUUAUACCAGCUGAUUACUUGGAGUCUGCGGAAGAAUUUAUCCGGAGACGGCAUGAUGAUAAAGAGAAACUUUUAGCGGACCAGAGACGACUUAAGCGUGAGCAAGAAGAGGCCGAUAUUGCAGCUCGACGCCACACGGGUGUCAUCCCGACGCAUCAUCAGUUUAUCACUAAUGAGCGCUUUGGGGACCUCCUCAAUAUAGAUGAUACUGCAAAAAGGAAAUCUGGGUUAGAGAUGAGACCUGCCCGAGCCAAGUUCGACUUUAAAGCACAGACACUGAAGGAGCUGCCUCUGCAGAAGGGAGACAUUGUUUACAUCUACAAACAGAUUGAUCAGAACUGGUACGAAGGUGAACACCAUGGCCGGGUGGGAAUCUUCCCACGCACCUACAUCGAGCUUCUUCCUCCAGCUGAGAAGGCUCAGCCCAGGAAGUUGGCACCUGUGCAGGUUUUGGAAUAUGGAGAAGCCAUUGCUAAGUUUAAUUUUAAUGGUGAUACACAAGUAGAAAUGUCCUUCCGAAAGGGUGAGAGGGUUACACUGCUCCGACAGGUGGAUGAGAACUGGUACGAAGGGAGGAUUCCUGGGACGUCCCGCCAAGGCAUCUUCCCCAUCACCUAUGUGGAUGUGCUUAAGAGGCCGUUGGUGAAAAACCCGGUGGAUUACAUCGACCUGCCUUAUUCUUCCUCCCCAAGUCGCAGUGCCACUGCGAGCCCACAGUGUACUAGUCACAGCAAGCUCAUCAUGCCAGCCCCUUCAUCACUGCCCCACUCCCGCCGAGCCCUGUCCCCUGAGAUGCACGCCAUCACCUCUGAGUGGAUCUCGCUGACUGUUGGGGUCCCGGGCAGGCGUUCUCUGGCCAUGACACCACCCUUGCCUCCUCUGCCUGAGGCUUCUGUAUAUGACACGGACCACUUGGCCUUGUCAGCAAGGGCCCGUCCCUCCUUGCCACUCAGCCUCCCCUAUUCAAGUCUGUCAGAUCACUCCACAUUGCGCUCAGUGCUUUCCCCACUGGCCCUGCCUCCACCCCACAGAGCCUCCUCCCUGGCACCCAGUACCCAGGCUCCUCUUCACGUCAAUGGAGAUGGUGGUAUUCACAUCCACCCAGAUGGCUUCUCUCAGCCACCACUUGGAAACUCUGAUAGGGUCAUCUCAGAGCUUAGUGAUGCCUUUAGCAGCCAGAGCAAGAGACAGACCUGGCGAGAAGAUGGACCUUAUGAGAGGAAAGCAGAGAGCGAGGCAGGUGAGAGAUGCCCUGGUGGACCCAAGAUCUCUAAGAAGAGCUGCUUGAAACCUUCAGACGUGGUCAGGUGCCUGAGUUCUGAGCAGAGACUCUCAGAGUUCCACACUCCUGGUGACAGCCAAUCCUUCAAGCCUCUGGGUAGCCCUUUCCCAACAUGGGAGGCUGGGCCACCAGAGCUUCACAGAGGUGUCGAGGCUGACAGGAAGGCUGCUCAGAGUGGUGUAAGCCAGCCUUCUCAUCAUUCACUGAGCGCAGGACCUGAUCUCACAGAAUCUGAAAAGAACUAUGUGGAAGCAGUUUGCAAUGAGAUCAUAAACAUUGCCGAGAAAUCUGUCCAUUACUGCAGCACUGUCUCUCAUCCCCUUGACUUCCAUCACAAGGUACCCCCCUCUGACAGUAAAUCAUCUUUAAUCGUUUCUCAGCAACCUCAAGCCCAGCAGCGGAGAGUCACCCCAGACAGGAGUCAGCCCUCACAGGAUUUCUACCAAGCACUGUAUAGCUAUGUGCCGCAGAAUGAUGAUGAGUUGGAACUCCGAGAUGGAGAUAUUGUUGACGUCAUGGAAAAAUGUGACGACGGAUGGUUUGUUGGCACUUCAAGAAGGACAAGGCAGUUUGGUACUUUUCCGGGCAACUAUGUAAAACCUUUAUAUCUGUAAGAAGACUGAAAAUCACAGAGAUUAUUUUUCUCGGAGGAUGAAGCAUCAUUCAUGAACUGGUCUCUUUAUUUAAAUAUUGAGUCAGCAGGAAAUUUAAUGCAGUUGGUAAAGAAUUCAAAGAGAGGAACGAGGAAGUGUGUUAAAACCCACUGUGUAUCAGGGCUUGACUGUGUGCUGAGGAAACUGGUAUUUACGUGGCUGCUCUGGAAGCUGCUCCAGCCCCACUGUUCGGGUAAUCUGAUCUGGAGUAGUGUCCAUGGGCAGCGUUAGCCAAAACUGUGCUUAGUCUUCGCCCAGUCCCAUUUCCAAGGGGCCCCCUGGGGCAGAUAGCUCAAUUCCUAGCCAUGUCCCACAGGCCCAGCCUGAGCAUCACUGACCACGCCUGCCUCUAUCCCUGGCUGUCCCACAGCCAGCAGAACCCCAGUGCUGCUAGAAGCCAGUCUGGGUUGCUGAGGUUCUCCUUCAGCACCUCGACUUGAUGAGGUCUAGGUAAAGACAUGGAGGCAGACCGGGUACCCUGGCAUUCAGUCAGCUGGGUGACAUUGCUCUUGACUGCUCUGAUAUUCAGACAGAAAGCAUGCCAUAUUUGUCCUGAGCUUGGGAGCAGGUGGCCAGGCAGAUGGGUUACAUUUGUGUUUCCACGUGACUGAGGCAGUCACCUUGCGGCUCUGGAGGUCACUCGGAGUAUACUCCUUUCCUGGUCACCACCACUGGCUGGGCAGGAUGGCAUGUGCCUUUCUUCUCUGGCUUAGUAUGAGCUCGAUACCCCUGAGCCCACAGAAUCCAGAUGGGGCUCUAGUAGUUCUCUUAGCAUGUGUAGGAACAAGCUGGCUGCUGGGCCACCAUGCUAAGGCACCCUCAGACCUGGAGGGAUCCCGGCUUUGCCCGUGGAGGGGUUCAAAGGCCACUCGGAAUGUUGUCUCUCCCGAUCCUUGUCCCCCUCCUCCACAGCACCCCAGGCCAGGGAGUCCUGAUGCACAUAGGGAAACAUCCAUUCAGAGCCGAAGUCAUACAUACACUGGUAUGAAGCAGCAGUUCCGCUCCUUCUGAUGGCCACCAGGAGUCUGUCCUCUGUGGGUCCUGGCCGUGAAGAGGGACCCCUGGGUGCUGUCACCACACUAAUUGUUAGAUCCCUAAUUGACACAAAGCUAGGUAUGGCCUGUCCCCAGAGCUCAACUUGCCAGGGUUUCAGCUGAGUGGACGACAUAGGAAAAGGAACCCAAUCUAGAGAGACUGUGAUAUGUGCAGAGGGUGUGAGAAGGGAUGAGUUUCUCCUGGGGUGGGUACCCUAGAAAACAUUGCCAGGUUUGCAUCUCCCUCAGCUCACUGAGGAUGCUGGGAGAACCUUUGUCUGAGGGUAUUUAUGUCUGGGGAUACUUGGAAUUUCCCCAGACUCUCAGCCUCUUAUUCUACCCCCAAAUACAUGGACAGGGUCACAGAUAGCAGGAAUUGUAGGUGAUGGGGGUAUAUACUGGAACCCCUGGCUCUCUGCAUGUAGUUGAGAAUCAUGCUAACCACUAUCCCAAAGUCUGGAGUCUUUACAAGUUGGAAACAUUUGUUUUCAGUGGCUGUCCCAGAUAGCCUAGGAUCCCACUCACUUCCCCCCACCAUCCAUCUGCCACAGUUCUCCAAGGAGGCUCUCAGGAAAGACACUGCCUCUGAUUGAUUCACACUGAAAAAUAAGUGGGUGAUAGGAGGAAUGCGUUGCCUCCUUCAGGGGGCGUGGUUUUUCACUGACAGAGCAGAGCCUUUAAUCCCAAGGGCGAAGGGUGUGGAACUGAGGGCAGAAAAGCCCUGGUGACUCCAUGACCUGUUGCUUUGGAAGCUUUGCUUCACUGGUCGGUAGCACUGCUUUCUUUCUUUUUUUCUUUGCCCCUCUCAAGGGAAUAUAGCAACAAAUAUAAUAAUAAAAAUAAAUAAACGCAUAUGUGCAUUUUUUAACUCGUUUGGAAUGUAGUCCUUGCUCUAUCCUAGAUGCCAAACAUGAACAGUGCAAUUGUAUCUAAAUUUCCUGAGGGGUGCUUUUUGAUUAAGUAGGUAACUUCAAACACCCCUUUAAAUACAGCUAGAAAAAAAAAAAACAUUUUGUAAAAGCCACAUUUGCACCCAAUGCCAGCGUCACACAGAUGAUCUCCCAAAAUCCAGGUAUGCCCAUCUUUAAUAAAAAUCUUUCCAGCUUCCUGUGUAUGAGAAGAAAUGAAAAGAGCAAAGGUUUCCAAUUAAUCCUUUGUCUUCAGACAUUUAGUAAUAUAAAGUACCUAUUUUUAUGCUGAAAUGUUUAUACAGGUUUACUAACAGCAAGCGCAGCUAACUGGCGGCAUGCCUCACAACACGGUUUUGAUAUAUUAGCCAUGCUUCCCAGGUAAAUGCACGCCCCAAACUACUCACCUUUUGCAGUCUCUCUGGAAUCAGUAAAAGAAAAAAAACAUCACGUUUGAGAAGUGGGACUGUAAAUAUGUAAUGUAUAUUUAACUUUGUGUAGCCCAUGUACCUACCUUGUAUAGAAAAUAAUUUUUAAAACUUGAGCAGAAAUGGAGUAAAAUAAGGAAGUCAUGAAGGGUUGGUUUUUUUCCCACUUUUAUUUAAAUGAAGGAAUUUCAAAUAAUUCACCUGCAGACUUUUAGCACAAAAAAUAGUCAUUGGAAAUUGUUAACAUAUACAGUUGUUCUUUGGGGAAAAGAUGACAACUAGAAUAUCAUUUACAGUUUUCGUUUUGCAGUUCUGUUUUUCUGCAGUAGUAUUAAAUCCUAUUGCUGGAAAAGGUUACUACAAAAACAGAAGAUUAUAUUCAGAAAACAAUAACUGACAUAUGUAACCUACGAAGGUGUUGCAUCUAAAUUCCACACCAAGCGCAUGUACUAUGCAGACACAGAUUUUUCUGUUCAUUUAUUUUUCUUUAUUGCAGUGGAUUGAUUUGAUAGACAUGUUGAAUUACAACUUUGCUGUACAUACUAUUUAAUAAACUUUAUU